ACCGCCAGUACGCCGCCGUGUGGCGUGUGCGCGCGCGUUUUUUUAUUUCUCUUCGUCGUACGCUCGUCCAGCACGUCCAAAUGCGAUGCUUGUCGUCCGGUCUCUUCGGUCUCGGAACUGAACGCGAUCGGUGUUUGUGCUCGAUCGUGACGUAAAAACAUUAUCACACGUCUUACACUAUUGGUAUACCGUUGCAAUUAGUGUUCACACCGUGCCCGUCAAACGUUAUAAUUAUUAUAAGACGAUUCGUUUCGAAUUCGACCACCGAAUAUUCAUUCAAAACAAUAUCAUCAUCGCAUCUUAUUGAUAAUAUUAUACGUUGUUAGUAUUCUAGUGUGCCGCAUGGACGACCUGCCGAUCCGCUGAUCGACAACCACGCCGCCGCCACCACCGCCGUCGACCACCUGUGGCGCGCACGUGAUCUUCUGCAGGUCUCGUUCAGGUCCAGCUCGGAAACGCCGAACAGUGCUGCUGUUCAUCGCUUGUCAUCCGUCGUCUCCGUACAAUAUUAUUAUUGCAUUAUUGCAAUAAUAAUAGUUUACAAUAUUAUACGCACGUUAUAACGGACAACCGUCGUCGUCACGAUGAGAGCUACCGUUUCACUAUGGUUCCUGGUUUUCGCCGGAUUCGCGUGCAACUACAUGAUACGUAUCAAUCUAAACAUCGCCAUAGUGGACAUGACCACGGCGAAGAGCCGAGGUCAGAGUAUACUGAUGUGUGGCAAUUCAACAGUCAGUUCAAAUUUAACCGCUAGAAAAGAUUUCGUCGUCAAAAAAACAGAUUUCGAGUGGAACGACAGUGAACGGGCCAGCGUACUCGGAUCAUUUUAUUGGUUGCAUUGGGCAUUACAAUUACCAGGCGGGCUGCUCGCGCGACAAUUUGGCGCUAAACGCAUUUUUGGUCUGAGUAAUUUGUUCAUGUUCGUCAUGUCACUAUUAAUGCCGGUCCUCGCCCGGUGGGACAUAAAAGGACUUAUCAUAGCCCGAGUGUUACAAGGGUUCAUCGGGGGUAUGGCAUGGCCGUCGGUACAUCAUCUAACCGCGCAUUGGGUACCGCCGAACAAGAGGAGCAAAUUCAUUACUGCCUAUUUUGGCAGUUCGAUCGGCGUGGCUAUUACGUUUCCGUUCUGCGGAUUCAUACUGGAGAGAUUGGGCUGGUCGUACGUUUUCUAUACCACAGGUGUGAUCGGAAUAUUGUGGUUUUUGGCAUGGUGGUUGUUCGUGUACGAUACGCCCGCGCAACAUCCUUACAUAUCCGAAGUCGAACUUGUGCAAAUUACUAGUAGCCUUACAAACGUAGUGUCCACUACAAAGUUACCAAUACCGUGGAAAGCUGUGCUGACGUGCGUACCGUUCUGGAUCGCACUGUCUAUCCAAUGGAGUACCGGGUGGGCUCUGCACACACUCAUGACGCAGACUCCUACCUAUCUGGUACUAAUGUUCGGGUGGAAUCCGGAAAAGAUCGGCCUUUGGUCCGGCUUACCGCAUCUCACCCGUUUCGCGUUCUCGCUGUGCCUGUCGUUCGCCAUCGACUCGCUCAUGGCCACCGGCCAGUACAGCCGAACUUGCGUGCGUAAGAUAUCGACCACCAUUUGUACCGUGGUGCAAGCCCUCCUCAUCGUGGCCAUAGUGUAUUCGGGUUGCGACACGAUUUUGGUCAACGGAUUCCUGCUGCUGGCCAUGACAGUCAGCGGUGCUUCUACGUCCGGACCACUGUCCAUAAUGGUCGACUUGUCACCGAAUUUCGCCAGCGUGCUCCAAGGAUUCAGCGGUAUUACCGGAGUCAUCCCGGGAAUGAUAUCGCCGUUUGUGCUCUCUUAUUUUACGAACGACAACAAUACGCUCGAAGCGUGGCAACACUUUUUCGCCCUGAGCGGCGUGCUAAUAGCUAUCCCGGGACUCCUGUACAUUUUCAUCGGCUCUAGCGAACUUCAACCGUGGAAUAGUCCCAUUCCGGCCGUCGAUCCAGAAUCACCGUUCACCAACGGCAACGCUACUGUCAAAAAAUGAUUAUUUUAACAGCGCGUAGGUAGAGUAGAUACCUAUGUGAUUAACCGAAUCAACCGAAUGACCUGCAAUUUCGUAUUUUUUUUACAAUAUUAUUAUUUAUAUUUACCUGAUACCUAACUAAUCAACAUUCGUAUAGAAUACUGAAUAUUAUAUGGAUUUGAAAUCCGGGGGGGGUGAAUAUACAUAGUUAUACAAAAUAAAUAUAGAUGUAUAAUAUAAAAACAAUAUUGCAGGUUUUUGUGCAUGUAUUUAAUACGAUUGUAGAUAUUAAAAAAUAUCUACAUUUUGAUAAAUUAUCUAUGCAUAUUAUUAGAUCGCGACCUAAUCCAUUAGAUGCGAUUAUCUACAACCGCAUUUAUAUUGAUUAUUAUUAUAAACCGAAGAAAAUAACUUAUAGGCAAGUACAAUAUUUCCACUAAUCCGUCAAAGAACAUUAUUUAGAACCUUCAGUACUAAUACAUGAUUUUAUUAUAGUAAGUAUUACCAUUGACAUGCGCUGACAUGAAUUUCGGAAGGGGGCGGGGGUACUUACAAUAUUUUUGGGCACUUUUUUUAUUAAUUUGGACCUUUUUUUUAACAAGACAUGUACACGUGAUUAAUGU
This is a messenger RNA of Melanaphis sacchari, 2611 nucleotides long. Its product is annotated as sialin-like. Gene Ontology annotation, biological process: monoatomic anion transport; transmembrane transport. Lineage: Eukaryota; Metazoa; Arthropoda; Insecta; Hemiptera; Aphididae. Gene Ontology annotation, cellular component: plasma membrane. Bases 585 to 2009 code for a protein of 474 amino acids. The transcript has 9 exons. The record is from RefSeq and is a predicted model, not a curated record. Gene Ontology annotation, molecular function: transmembrane transporter activity.